AUGGCUCAAAAUAUUUUUAUUGUAGCAGCAAAACGCACUGCCUUUGGCACAUUUGGAGGUUCUCUUAGAGAUUUGACAGCUACCGAACUUGGUAGUGUUGCUGCAAAAGGAGCACUAUCUACUUUACCACCAAAUUUACCAAUUGAUUCAAUAAUUUUUGGUAAUGUAAGUCAAACUGAUAGCACUGCUCCAUAUCUAGCAAGGCAUGUAGGACAUCGUACAGGUCUGCCAAUUCAUGUACCAGCUUUAACUCUUAAUAGAUUAUGUGGAUCGGGUUUUCAAACAGUUAUCAGUGCUAUACAAGAAAUUCGUUCCGGUGACUCAAACAUUGUUCUAACAGGUGGCACUGAAAAUAUGAGUAAAUCACCAUAUAAACUUAAUAAUAUUAGGUGGGGUACUACUUUUGGUUUAGAUUUGACAUUGGAGGAUUCCUUAGCAAUUACUUUAGUUGAUCACUAUCCAACAAAGACUCCCAUGGGAGUUACUGCCGAGAAUUUAGCCAAAAUAUAUAAGAUCACUCGUGAACAAGCUGAUGAAUAUGCUUUAAGUAGUCAAAAACCAAAUGAGGCAGGAUAUUUUGAAAAUGAAAUUGUACCAAUUGAACUUAAAUUACGUAAAGGCCAAAUAAAAGUAUUCAAGACUGAUGAACAUCCACGUCCACAGACUGAAAUUCAAUCUUUACAAAAACUUUCUCCUGUGUUUAUCAAAGAUACUGGCACUGUGACAGCUGGUAAUGCAUCAGGUAUUAGUGAUGGAGCUGGUGCAGUGGUUGUAGCAUCAGAAUCAGCUGUUGAAGAACAUAAAUUAACACCUUUAGCAAGAAUUGUUAGCUACCAUGUUUCUGGAGUUGAACCCACAAUUAUGGGAAUCGGUCCUGUGCCUGCUAUCAAAAAUGCAUUAGAUAAAUCUGGCUUGAAAUUGAGUGACAUGGAUUUGAUUGAAGUUAAUGAGGCUUUUGCUGCUCAAUAUUUAGCUGUUGAAAAGGAAUUAGGAUUGGACAGAACUAUUUCACUUGGACAUCCACUUGCUGCGUCAGGAUCAAGAAUAUUGGCACAUUUAAUAAAUGAACUCCACAGAACCAAUAAAAAGUAUGGACUAGGAUCUGCUUGUAUUGGUGGUGGCAUUGCAAUGAUAAUUGAACGUGUUUAA
Messenger RNA from Entrophospora candida, 1149 nucleotides. NCBI's taxonomy places the organism in Eukaryota, Fungi, Glomeromycota, Glomeromycetes, Entrophosporales, Entrophosporaceae. The record is from the annotation of a GenBank genome assembly.